Aspergillus wentii DTO 134E9 is the source of this 1092-nucleotide messenger RNA. RefSeq names its product KRR1 small subunit processome component. NCBI's taxonomy places the organism in Eukaryota, Fungi, Ascomycota, Eurotiomycetes, Eurotiales, Aspergillaceae. The coding region runs from base 1 to 1092 and encodes 363 amino acids. Gene Ontology annotation, molecular function: RNA binding. The transcript is spliced from 3 exons. Gene Ontology annotation, cellular component: nucleolus; small-subunit processome. The record is from RefSeq and is a predicted model, not a curated record.
AUGCCUUCCACAUAUAAGAAGGACAAGCCCUGGGAUACGGACGACAUUAACAAAUGGGAGGUCGAACCGUUCAAGCCCGAUCAUAAUAUCGCUGGAAGUUUCGCAGAGGAGUCUUCCUUUGCGACUCUCUUCCCUAAAUACCGUGAACAGUACCUGAAGGAGGCCUGGCCUGUGGUUACAAGAGCGCUAGAAAAGCAUGGAAUCGCCUGUACUCUUGACUUGGUCGAGGGUAGCAUGACGGUCAAGACCACUAGAAAAACUUUCGACCCUGCCGCUAUUCUCAAGGCCCGUGAUCUGAUCAAAUUGCUUUCCAGAAGUGUGCCUGUCCAACAGGCCCUCAAAAUCCUUGAAGACGAUGUCGCAUGCGAUGUUAUCAAGAUCCGCAACCAAGUUCGCAACAAGGACCGUUUCGUGAAGCGUCGUCAGCGUAUCCUCGGACCAUCGGGCUCUACACUGAAAGCCCUUGAGCUCUUGACAAGCACCUACAUCCUCGUUCAGGGUAAUACGGUCGCCGCCAUGGGACCUUACAAGGGACUGAAGGAGGUUCGCCGAAUUAUCAAUGAUUGCAUGGCCAACAUUCAUCCGAUCUACCAUAUUAAAGAGCUCAUGAUCAAGCGGGAGCUUGCCAAGGACCCUACGCUGGCGACCGAAUCGUGGGAUCGAUUCUUGCCCAACUUCAAGAAGCGCACUCUUUCGAAGCGUCACACACCUUUCAAGGUCACCGACAAGACCAAGAAGGUUUACACUCCUUUCCCUCCGGCACCGGAGAAGAGCAAGGUGGACCUGCAGAUCGAGUCGGGCGAGUACUUCUUGUCCAAGGAGGCUAAGGACCGCGCCCAGAAGGAAGAGGUCAUGGAGCGACAGCGCCAGAAGCGCGAGGAGAAGAUGAAGGAGCGCGAAAAGGCCUUUGUGGCACCCGAGGAUCUGGAGGCUGCCGAAAAGGAGAAGAAGGAAAAGAAGGAGAAGAAAGAAAAGAAGAAGCGCAAGCGCGAGGCCGAGGCCGAGGCCGACGUCGACACUUCGGAAAAGAAGGAAAAGAAGAAGAAGAAGAAGAGCAAGAAGGAGAGUGCAGCUUCGGACGACGAGGCUUGA